Molecule: messenger RNA, 1844 nt
Organism: Carlito syrichta (Philippine tarsier)
Lineage: Eukaryota; Metazoa; Chordata; Mammalia; Primates; Tarsiidae
Gene: DALRD3
Product: DALR anticodon binding domain containing 3
Exons: 11
Coding region: 40-1482 (480 amino acids)
Biological process (GO): tRNA C3-cytosine methylation; arginyl-tRNA aminoacylation
Molecular function (GO): arginine-tRNA ligase activity; ATP binding; tRNA binding
Source: RefSeq, a predicted model, not a curated record
AGAUGUUGCUUCCGGUUCCACUCACUCCUUCCGAUCGUCAUGGCGACAGAGCGUCUUGGGGUGGAGGAGACGCUGGGGGCCCUUAAUGCAGCCCUGGGGCCCGGUGGCCGGGUGUGGAUCAAGGAGACGCGCGCGCGCCACCUGCGCGCCCGAGACUUCCUGGCGCCGCGACGUGCGCUGCAGGCGCGCUUCGAGGACGGACAGGUGCCGGAGAAUGUGUUCCGUGCCGUCGCUUGCCUGCAGGGCCCCGGCGUGGCCCCGGUGCUGCGCUGCGCGCCGACCCCCGCAGGGCUGUCGCUCCAGUUGCAGCGGCCCGCCGUCUUCGAGCGCGUGCUCGGCGCCGUGGCCGCCUAUGCCGCGCCCGCCUCGCCUGCCUUGCCUGGCCCACGCGUUCUGCUGCACUGCCCGGCGCUGCGCGGCUCCCCCAGCGAACUCCGCCUGAGCCAGCUGCGUACAGUGCUCGUGGCGGAUCACCUGGCGCGAGCUCUGCGCACUCAUGGAGCGUGUGUGCGUCUAUUGCCCGCUGUGCGGGAUCCACACAUGCUGAACUUCCUGAAGCAACUGCGGGUGGACUGGCCCGCUGCCUCAGAGAGAAUCUCCACGGAAAUUCUGAGGAGCCGCGCGCUUGCACAGCUUACCUCUGCUCACAAUGGGGGUACACUGACCCCCGGCGUCCUGGGCAGUCUGUGUCUGAAGGAGCUGGUCAAAGAACAGGGCCGCGCAGCUGGCUAUGACCCCAACGUGGACAACUGUCUGGUGACUGAGGAUCUCCUCUCUGUGUUGGCCGAGCUGCAGGAGGCUCUGUGGCACUGGCCCAAGGACAGCUACAGAGGCCUGGCUGGAGCCCCAGAUGCUGAUGCAGACAGCUGCCUGGUUAUACAUGUGGUGAGCUGUGAGGAGGAGUUCCAGCAACAAAAGUUGGAUCUGCUUUGGUGGAAGUUGGAUGAUAAGGCUCCACUCAUACAGAAGCACCUGGUCUGUGGCCCAGUGAAAGUAGCUGGUACACCUGGCACUCUGAUGACUGCCCCUGAGUACUAUGAGUUCCGGCAUGCCCAGGUAUGCAAGGCCUCAGCACUGAAAUAUGGUGGGAAUCUGGCACAAGACCCAGCCUGGACAGAGAUCUUUGGGGUUCUCUCUGUGGCCACCAUCAAGUUUGAGAUGCUAAGCACAGCCCCACAGAGUCAGCUCCUCCUGGAUCCGGCUGAUAGCACCAUCUCCACAAAGGGCACAAAAAGUGGUACCUUUGUCAUGUAUAAUUGUGCUCGUCUUGCCACACUCUUUGAAAGUUACAAGUGCAGUAUGGAAAAAGGUCUAUACCCUACUUUUCCACCUGUGAGCAGUCUGGACUUCUCACUACUACAUGAUGAGGUUCCUCCCCUUCCCAGACCUAAUGAGCCAGACCGCAGUCCUGGACCACACAGCCCCAGGGCUCCACAUCACUGUACACACAGAAACGAUGUGCAAGUUUCUGGUACAACUUAGCAUGGAUUUCAGCUCAUACUACAACCGGGUACACAUCCUAGGGGUAAGCACACAGCAAAACGGGGUAGGAGGUGCAGAGUAAAGGUAAGGACAGCAGAGGGUAAGACCAGCAGCCCUUUCUCCUCCAGGAGCCUCGACCACACCUCUUUGGUCAUAUGUUUGCCCGCCUACAGCUUCUGAGGGCCAUUCGUGAGGUGCUCCACACUGGCCUGGCUAUGCUGGGUCUUCCUCCACUGAGCCACAUCUAAGGCCACAGAGGCCCCAGUAUCUGGGAAUGUUCACAAAGUCAUCAACUGGGGAAAAAAACCAAAGCCCACACACGUCAAGAGUCUGGAGCCAAAAUAAAAUGCUAUUGUUACAAA